Molecule: messenger RNA, 2674 nt
Organism: Anopheles funestus (African malaria mosquito)
Lineage: Eukaryota; Metazoa; Arthropoda; Insecta; Diptera; Culicidae
Exons: 3
Coding region: 153-2315 (720 amino acids)
Source: RefSeq, a predicted model, not a curated record
UGAUUGGAAUUGGUGGAAACAAACAUUCAAUUUUCGUUCGCUUUCAGAAGCAAAUAGAUAGCCAAGCGUAUUGCUUACACUUUUCAUCGAUUCUGUUGUAAUUUGUAUUUAGUGGUGAUAUACUCUAUAAAUUCUACCUUGAAAUAUUCCAGAUGAACAUUACCACAAAGACGGGACUGAUCGCUUCACCGCGGAAGCGCAUCGUGCGUCCGCAGAAGGAGUUCGAUCCCGCCAUACUGGCACCGUGCGCCAUUACGCGCCAAGUGCCGUUGGCAUUGCGACCCUUCGGCGGUUUGUACAACCCCUACUCGAAAGGCUGCUCGGUGCUGUGCAAUCAUCCGGCGGCCCAGGAGGUGAAAAAUGUGGUCCGACUAGCAAAGGACGCCUGGAUUACGGAGGCCAAGGUGGCCAAUUUGCACGGGCAUGGUGGGCCGGCGGGCGCGGCCACAGCGGCGAUGAUGGAUCGUACCGGUGCGGCCCUGGUCGAUGCGGACGGCAAGGCGCUGCCGGGUGACAGCACCGAACUACCGGAUCACGUGCCGGAGGAAUUUUUUAGGCGCUACACUGACACGGAUUCGAGACCGCUGACGCCGACACCGACGGUGGCCAGCGGUCGAACGCGUGCCAGUGUGGGCGGUUCGCAUCUGGCGCGCCGGUGCGUCACGCCGGAACCGCAGACCGCCAACGGGCAGGAGCGCAAACAGCUGAUACUGGACCUGCGUCGCAGCCACAGCCAGGAGACGCUCUACUGGAAUGCGUCUUCCGAGCUGAGCCCGAGCCAGCUGCAUGACGGUGGUGGUGGUGGUGUUGGUGGCUUAGCGCUCGGGUAUGGCGGUACCGGCGAACGGGGAACCGGUCUGACCGGGUCCGGCGGUGGUGUUGGUGCAGGUGGUGGGCCCACGGCCCAGUCGGCCGUCGCGGACGAUACCGGACGUACCGCGGGAGUCGGCGGCGCGGAGGACAUGAAGCUGCGCGGUGAAUCCGAUACCGAUACUGGUCGGGCGCCGCCACAACCGAUGACCUGUAUCAACGCGAUGGACGAUGGGGAAGAGGACCCACCGAGGCGGCGCGGUAAGCGGCGCAAAAAGUCCAAGCAGCUUACGCAAACGAUCAGCUUCGUGCCGAACCAGGAUCCGGAAACGCAGAUCGCCAAAAUUGAUCCGGACUCGCCGAACUACUCCGCCCGGCCGUCGCUAGUGCCGACGGGGAAGAACCUACUCUGCCUAGCGCAGGACCUAACACCUCCGGCCGGUUUCGGUGCGGGUGGCAAUCAGGACGGGGUGGGGCAGCCAGCCGAGGAGGAUUGCUUCCUGGACGAUGAAUCGCUGGGGUUGUUACGCCGGGGUCUGAACAUUGACAUCGUCGAGAUGAUCUUUGAGCGCUAUAAAGGACGCGCUAUCCGGGAAGCCUUUCGCACAGCGACGAUGGACAAGCUUAACUUUCAAACCGAAGCCGUAAGGACGCUACAACGUUCGGCCAAACAGCUCAGUGACGUUGACUACGAGAAGUGGAUCGAUCUGCCGCGGAAGUACUCUAGAUCUUCGGCCCGUUUCGAGCUGCCUAUCGAUACCCGCAAGCUAACCCGUAUGACCCCGAUAGAGUACCUGCACGAUUACGUUGUGCUGAGCGGCGAUCGGAAGCAGCUGUACCAUCGGAUCUUUGCACGCAAUCUACCCCGAGAGGAACCGAAAGCGUCCGGUGCGCUGGAAAGCGUUGACAGUGACUCACUGCCCGAAACGGAAACGGGACCGAUCGAGGUAGAUAGCACGCGAAAUUUGCUGGCCGACGUGACCAGAUACAUACCGAUGAAUUGUUUCGAUAAGGCGCUCCACGAAGCUCUUGGGUUUCAUGGUACGCCGGAACGAAUUGCCGCUAUUCGGGAGCUGCUGGAACUGAACUACGACCCGUUCAAUGAGCUGCAGAUAGAUUUCAGGACAUGGUGCGGAAUAGUGGCGUUUUCGGAACGGUUCAUCAAUACACUUGACCGCGAGCAAGAUCCUUGUGAUGAGGUAUUGUACGAUGUUUCCGUCUUAGCAGAGUUAUUGGAAAUUAUCGUCCAUGCUUUUCACUUCUACUCUUUUAGCUGGAAAUGGUGGAUUUUGAAUCGCUCGAGAGACGUGUUCGGUGGGCCCGACCAUCUGAAUGCCUCUGUCAAGUCCUGCAAAUCAUCAAAUACCAUUAAAACCUUGGGAUCUCGCUGGAUUGCCACGCCAGUUGUGUUUGCACAAUCGAUUAAACAACGAGAACAAAGGAGAAACAAGUGUCAUGGCUUACAGGGACGUGAGUAUGGAUGUAGGGACGAGCUUAUCUGCUAACCACACGCAGUGAGAUCUGAUUGUUUAGGAUACGGUCCUACGGUUUUGCUGCUAGCUGUAUCCCUAACGGAUCAAUGCUUAACCCGUUCAAUGGACUCUUAAUUAAUCAGGAUAAAGUGAGAAUAUCAUAGCUGAAACGGCCCUCAGGUGUGUUUGUGCAUAUGGGGCAGGUUCGUGGCCUUCUUUUUGGGUUAAAUGGUGUGAUGUGAGUUUCAAAAGUAGCUACACAAGGGUAACUGACCUGAAAAUGGUGACUUUAAAGCGUGUUAAUAUAGGAAUAGACGAAGAUUUAGCUGGUUAACGUUGUGGAAACACUUUUUAUAAUGUAAUUGAAAGUCUUUUAAAGUGAAAAGUACUGC